Trachemys scripta elegans is the source of this 11784-nucleotide messenger RNA. It is a transcript of the gene DOP1B, whose product is annotated as DOP1 leucine zipper like protein B. Gene Ontology annotation, biological process: Golgi to endosome transport. The transcript has 37 exons. Gene Ontology annotation, cellular component: endosome; trans-Golgi network. The record is from RefSeq and is a predicted model, not a curated record. The coding region runs from base 126 to 7013 and encodes 2295 amino acids. Lineage: Eukaryota; Metazoa; Chordata; Testudines; Emydidae.
CCCCCCCUCUGGCCCCGCCCCGAGCAGAGACACGUCGUAGGGAAGCGGCAGCAGCGUCCGUGUCCGGCCGGAGCCGCCGCCUCGCCAGUUUGCCAGGCAGUUUUGGCUUGCUAUGAGGACCUAAGAUGGAUCCAGAAGAGCAGGAGCUGUUCAGGGACUACAGAUACAGAAAUUAUUCUUCAGUGAUUGAAAAAGCUUUGAGGAACUUUGAAUCUUCAAGCGAAUGGGCAGAUCUCAUAUCUUCACUUGGCAAACUCAAUAAGGCUCUUCAAAGUAACCUGAAGUACUCCCUCUUGCCAAGACGUCUGAUUAUCAGUAAGAGAUUAUCUCAGUGCUUACAUCCAGCUUUACCUAGUGGAGUGCAUUUAAAAGCACUAGAGACCUAUGAAAUCAUCUUUAAAAUUAUUGGGACAAAAUGGCUUGCCAAAGAUUUAUUCCUCUACAGCUCUGGCUUGUUUCCCCUGCUAGCAAAUGCAGCAAUGUCAGUGAGGCCUAUUCUCCUCGGUUUGUAUGAGAAAUAUUUUCUUCCUCUGCAGAAGUCCCUCUUGCCAAGUCUUCAAGCCUUUAUAAUUGGACUGCUGCCUGGAUUGGAGGAGGGGUCAGAAAUUUAUGACAGAACAGAUGCUUUGCUUGUGAAGCUGUCUGUACUAACAGGCCAAGAAGUGUUCUAUGCUGCUAUCUGGGGGAGUGUUCUGGUCAGCCCUUCUAUAAGACUUCCUGCUUCUCUGUUUGUUGUGAGUCAUAUCAACAGAGAGUUGUCUGGAAAACAGCAGAAGUACAUGCUGGGAACUGAUUAUAAGCUCACAGUAAAAUCUUUGCGUGUAUCAGUAUUGGAUUCAAAUGUUCUUGUGCAAAGAAACACUUUGGAAGUGCUUCUCUUCUUUUUUCCAUUUUAUACAUCUUUGGACUACAAUGAAAGUGCUAUUCCACUGCUCAGGUCUGAUGUAGUCCAUAUUCUCUCAGCAGCUACACAAACACUCUUGAGGAGAGACAUGUCACUAAAUAGAAGAUUAUAUGCGUGGUUGCUAGGCUCUGAUAUUAAAGGCGGUACUUUUGCUCCAGAUUCUGCAGCUUUUGAAGAUCAUGCCCUCUAUUUUUUUGGAAAAUAUUCCAAAGAUCUUUUAGUUGAGGCUUUGAUUGAAAUAUUGCAUCAGAAGUUCUCAGAGUCUGCCUUAGAAGAUCAUGCAUAUCUGAAACCUUUCCGUAUCCUAAUUAGUCUCCUUGACAAACCUGAAAUAGGGCCACAAGUUGUUGGGGAUUUGUUCCUUGAAGUGAUUCGAGCCUUUUAUUCUUAUUGCAAGGAUGCCCUGGGUUCUGAUCUUAAACUUGGCUACAGUCAAAGUGGCAAUGUACUUACAAGUGCAAUCAAAGAGAAUAGAAGUGCCUCAGAAAUUGUUAAAACAGUCAACUUGUUGAUCACAUCCCUAAGUACAGAUUUUCUAUGGGAUUAUAUGACCAGAUGUUUUGAGGACUGCUUCAGGAAUAAAUCCAUGCAGACAAGAUACCCUACUGAGAAUGUCAGCACUCCUCCUACAAUCUCAGAGCUCUGCACACUACUACUGUUCCUUCUUGAUGUGAUUCCUUUGGAACUUUACUCUGAAGUGCAGACUCAGUAUCUCCCACAGAUGCUCAGUUACAUGGUACAGUCUCUUCUGGAGAAUGUGGAGACUCUAAGUUUACCAGAACUCACUCAUGCUUUAAAGACCUGCUUCAAAGUGCUUAGCAAAGUACAAAUGCCUCCUGCCGACUUGGAUAAUGAGACCGGAAGUGAAAACUCGAGCCCAGUGAAACAAGAAAAUGGUGAUAUAACUUUAGAAACCAAGCCUGCACUACAGGAUGAAGAUGACACUGCUUUCGCUCCCCUCAAGUCUGAAGACAGUGGCAUAGGUCUAAGUGCCUCAUCCCCAGAGCUCUCUCAACACUUAAGAUUGCCAAGAGUGACUCCUGAAAAGGAUGAUGUUUGGAAAAAUGGGGGGAGUAUUCAGAGGACUUUGCAUUGUAUCCAAGAGUUAGUUGAUAAGUUUGCCAGUAAAUACAUUUUUGGGGUGCAUUUACAAGAUCCAGGAAAUGGCAGAAUUUCAAUAGCAAACAUGAGCAGAGGAGAGAAGAAAGAAAAUAAUUACAGCGUCGCUGAAAAUGCUAGCAAGAAAAAGAACCCCUGGGAAGGAAAGCAAAUUACCGUACCGCAGUUUAAACAAAUGCUUUCAGACUUGUUCACAGUUCGAGGAUCACCAUUUAAACAGAAAAGUCUGGAGCCUCUCUUCCCUGCAAACCAUGACGUUGGUAGCAAAAAGGGAAAAGAAGAAUGGGACAUUGAGCAGGUAAUGCUUGAUUUGGGGGACAUGAAAGAAGACUGCAGAGAGGCCUUUGCUGCUGCUUGUCACCUUCUACUGGAAUGUACUACUUUCCCAGUCUACCUUUCUGAGGAAGAAACAGAACAAUUGUAUUUAUCUCUGUUUCACGUUCCUGGAGGUUGUGAUACCAGCUUCCCUCUGUGGCUUAAAUCCCUAAUGACGAUAUGCUGCUGCGUAAAUGACUGCUACAUUCAGAAUGUGUCCAUCUCCACGCUGCUUGAAGUUAUCAACCAUUCUCAGUCACUGGCACUUGUGAUUGAAGACAGAAUGAAGCGGUAUAAAAUCUCUGGACACAACCCCUUCUUUGGGAGACUGCAGAUGGUCACAGUUCCUCCAAUUGCUCCUGGCGUCCUAAAGCUAAUAUCCGAGAAAACCAACUUCUAUCAGAGAGUCGCUCAAGUACUUUGGAAUCAGCUGAACAAAGAGACAAGGGAGCACCACAUUACCUGUGUGGAGCUGUUUUAUAGACUGCACUGCUUGGCUCCAUCAGCUAAUAUUUGUGAAGAUAUUAUUUGUCAUACGCUAUUGGAUCAUGAUAAAGGGACAAGGCUGGAGGCACUUUUCAGAUUCUCUGUGAUAUGGCAUUUGACCAGAGAAAUCCAAGGCAGCAGAGUCACUUCCCACAAUCGAUCCUUUGAUAGAUCUCUGUUUGUGGUACUGGACAGUCUAAAUUGUUCAGAUGGUGCAAUUGGUGCUGCAGCACAGGGUUGGCUGAUACGUGCUCUCUCGCUUAAUGAUGUUGCACGAAUUCUUGAGCCAGUAUUCCUGCUUCUUCUUCAUCCAAAGACACAGCGCACAUCCAUCCAUUGCAUCAAACAGAAGAAUUCAGCAGAAGACUUACAUCAUUGGUUUAGCAAGAAAAGUGCCUCUUUCAAAGAGUCAUUUGGAGCCUCUGAGCUACAUGAAAGCAGUUCUGAAGAAAACAUACCACUGAGCCAAUUUACAACCGUGGACAGGGAAGCUAUUUGGGCUGAAGUGGAAAUCGAUCCAGAGACAUCUCAGCUAAAAAAUGGACGGUCUGAAAAUGAACCAUCUCACUGUACAGAACCUCCACAGGAUCCCAGUGGUGAUCAUAACAGUGAACACACAGAAUCGGCAGAUACCAGCACAGGACAUAAUGAUAGUGAAAAUACAUCCUCUUUUUCAACUUCUCUGGAUCCACAGGAAAUGAGCAAUGAGGAGAACUGUAGAGCUACAAUCGACUGUAGAGAAAACAUGAAGAAUGUUAGUUCAUCUAAUACUUUCCCUCUUCAUGGCUCCAAAUCCAGUACUAUGUUAAAUCUUGUGCGUGCAGACUCUGAGAAAACUCAAGCAUCGGAAUCACUAUCAAGUGAUGAGGAGGUGGACUUGGAACUCCAAGCAAUUACAACUUCUAGGCUGCUCAAGCAGCAGAAAGAAAAACAAGAGAUGAUAGAGGCUCUGUUUAAACACAUUCUCCUGUAUUUUCAGCCUUACGAUUCCAAGAGGGUUUUGUACGCUUUUUCUGUACUAGAGGCAGUACUCAAAACAAACCCUAAGGAAUUUAUUGAGGCUGUAGCCAGUACUAGCAUGGAUACGAGCUCUACAGCUCACUUAAAUCUCAUCUAUAAUCUUCUAGCCCGGCACCAGGAAACUCUUGUGGGACAGAGCUUUUAUGGUAAGCUUCAGACUCAGUCACCAACCAUGUGUCCCCAUUCUUUAUUAAUAGAAUUGCUGACUUACCUCUGUUUGAGUUUUCUGCGCUCUUACUAUCCAUGUUACUUGAAGGUAACCCACAGAGAUGUGCUUGGCAACAGAGAUGUCCAAGUCAAAAGUGUAGAAGUCUUGAUUAGAAUGAUGGCGCAGCUGGCCACAAUGGCAAAGUCAGCAGAAAACAAGAAUAUCGAGUUUAUACACAACUUGCUUGGAAGAUGCAAAAUUCAAGAGUUUGUUCUUCUUUCUUUGUCUGCUUCUAUGUAUACAAGUCAAAAACGGUAUGAACUGAUGACAUCUGAUAAAAUUAAUAGCGUAAUCGAAGAGAGCCUGUUUGAAGAAAGCCUUAUCAAUUUUGGGCAAGAUCAGAUAUGGAGUGAACACCCCCUUCAGAUUGAGCUGCUGAAGCUUUUGCAAAUAUUGAUUGUCUUGGAGCACCAUCUUGGGCAGACACAUGAGGAACAGGAGAACCAGCCAGACCUAUCUAAGGAAUGGCAACGGGCUCUUAAUUUCCAGCAGGCUAUUAGUGCAAUGCAGUAUGUGCAUCCACACCCAAUAACUUCACAAGGAUUAUUUGUCUCCGCUGUAGUUAGAGGUUUGCAGCCAGAGUAUGGCUAUGGGAUGCAUCCAUCUUGGGUAGGUUUAGUCACACAUUCUUUGCCAUACUUUGGGAAAUCUUUAGGCUGGACUGUGGCACCAUUUAUCAUACAGAUAUGUAAAAACCUGGAUGAACUUGUUAAACAAUAUGAAAAUGAAACUGUGAAGAUGUCUGUGAGCGUAACUUCUAAAAGGGAGAACAUUACACCAGAUUAUCCUCUGACACUUUUGGAAGGCUUAACAACCAUUGGUCAUUUUUGCCUUUUGGAUCAUCCUAAUCAAGCCAAAAAGGUGUCCCCUAUAUCUGACCCCGCAAACCUGAGAAAUGCCAGGAAUGCCAUUUUGGAAGAAUUGCCUCGUAUUGUUAAUACAAUGGCCCUUCUUUGGAGUGUUAUAAAAAAGGAAGACUCUCAAAAAAGACCAACUGACUUUCUUGGAGCAACCAAAGGCUCUUCUUCAGUAUACUUUAAGGCAACCAAAACGAUAAAAAAUAAAAUUUUAGAUUUCUUGAAUCCACUGACGCCACAACUUGGAGUCCAGUUAAUAUCAGCAGUAGCAGCAGUAUGGAACAGCAAAAAAGCUCAUAAGAAUCAAAGUAAAAUAAAGAUUCUUCCAGUGGCUAGUGCAUCUCAGCUUAUUCUUGUGGACUUAGUGUGUGCACUUAACACUCUGAAGACUGACACUAUAUUACAGCUGGUAAAAGAAGUUGUCAAGAAACCAUCCCAAAUCAAAGGCGAAGAGAAAUCUUCUCUAGUGGAUAUCCCAGUGCUGAAAUUCAGCUAUGCUUUCAUUCAAAGACUUCCUGUCUCAGCCCUGCAGGAGAACUUUCAGUCAUUGUUAGGAGUGCUGAAGGAAUCUGUGCAAUUGAACUUGGCUCCCCCUGGAUAUUUCCUGCUUCUGAGUACUCUGAAUGACUUUGUGACCAGAACUCCUAACCUGGAAAAUAAAAAGGAUCAAAAAGACCUGCAGGAGGUGACCCAAAAAAUCUUGGAAGCAGUGGGGAAUGUUGCUGGUUCCUCCCUGGAACAGACUAGCUGGCUGAGCAGAAACCUGGAGGUGAAAGCCCAGCCUCAGAUCUCUUUAGUUGAAUCCAGUGCUGAAGAUGACUUGUAUGAUGCUUCACUAGUACCAUCUUCAAUGGUGUCUGCCUCUGCUCCCUCAAUAUACAGUGUUCAAGCUCUUUCUCUUCUUGCAGAAGUUCUUGCUUCUCUCCUGGACAUGGUUUACCGUAGUGAUGAAAAAGAGAAAGCCGUGCCAUUAAUUUCACGUCUGAUGUAUUACGUAUUUCCUUAUCUACGCAAUCACAGUGCCUACAAUGCCCCUAGCUUCCGUGCUGGUGCUCGGUUGCUCAGCUCCCUAAGUGGAUAUGCCUACACUAAACGAGCCUGGAAAAAAGAAGUUCUGGAGUUAUUUGUGGACCCAGCUUUCUUCCAAAUGGACACUUCAUGCAUUCAUUGGAGGUCCAUUAUAGAUCAUCUUCUAACACAUGAGAAAACUAUGUUUAAAGAUUUUAUGAGUAUGCAGAGCAGUUCGUUAAAAAUGUUUCCAAGUUUUGAGCAAAAAGCAAUGUUGUUAAAGCGUCAGGCUUUUGCUGUCUUUAGUGGAGAAAUCGAUCAGUAUCACCUUUACCUUCCAUUAAUACAAGAACGACUGACAGAUAACCUCCGUGUUGGACAGACUUCUAUAGUUGCUGCCCAGAUGUUUCUCUUUUUCAGAGUUCUGUUGCUAAGAAUUUCUCCUCAGCAUCUAACCUCACUGUGGCCAAUCAUGGUGACUGAAUUGAUUCAGACAUUUAUACAGCUGGAAGAAGACUUAGCUGAGGAAGAUGAACCAUCAAAGAGCAACAGCAAAGUAAGCAGACAGAAAACUUCAGCUUCAGCUGAUGGCAGUGGCCCCUUACUUUCAGACAUACAACAGAACGAGCUGUCCUUGUAUUUAUCAGCUUGUAAGUUCCUGGACACAGCGCUUUCUUUUCCACCUGACAAGAUGCAGUUAUUUCAAAUGUACAGAUGGGCCUUUGUUCCAGAAGUGGACACAGAGACUUGUACCAUGACCUCUCAUCUAAUGGAAAAUCACCAGGAAUGUAAACCACAUAUCAUUAGAAUCAUGGACUCGUUAAAGCUGAAAUAUGGGGAAACAAACACUAAUGAGAGAACUUCAGAGAAAUGUGACUAUCCUCUUUUGAACCUUCGUUCUAUAUCCAGCAUCACACAGUUAAUGCCCUUCUUCAGGACCCUGAGCUGUGGGUUCAGAGCACAAGGUAACAGGUCCCAAAAUGCACAGAGUUCAGCAUCUCUGUCAGUGGAAUAUUCUCUUGGCAACAGCACGAGGAUCUUGAAACAACUAGAAGAAAGUGUUGAAUGUGACUUUUUGGAAAACCUGGAAAGUUAGGGCAAUUACAGGACAAUUCAUUUAUGUUGGUAUAAAUAGUGAAACCAAGCUACAACCUCAUUGUCAAAGAGAUUUGUUACUGGGUUAUUUUGUUUGUUUUUUCCUGCCACACACUCCCAGUUUUGAAACUGCAGUUCAGCUUUUUUUGUACUGCUAUAAAGUACACCUCCUGGAAUCUUGUUUCUUGCUUUGUGUUGAACUGUGAGGAUUUUUGCUCAGCUUCUGUGGAAGAGAAAGGUAACGUAAUUUAAUACCAGUGAUAACUUAUCAUUAUAGUCUUCUUCACAAUGGAAACACGAAUAGGAUUCAAGAAAACCUUUUGUAAUUAUAGUAGAAAUAUUUUGACUAAUUAAGGAAGGCAAAAAAAUUACUAUUUAUCUAACCAAUUAGCAAGCUAAUAUUUUAAUCUGACUUGGAGAACCUUUCUUCUAAAAGGAAAAAGAAACUAAUGUAGCUUUCCAAAAAUUGCGUGUGUGUGUGUGUGUGUAUAUAUAUAUAGAGAUAGAUAUAUAUGCAAGAUGACUGUACACAGACAUGCAAUUUUUGGAAAGUUACAUUACACACACACACACACACACACACACACACACUUUCCAGAAGCUGUUUAAAUUCCGCUUAUAGUGCUCUUUCUUUAACAAUUGCCCAAACAUAUUUAUGUACUAAACUUCUACAGAAGUAAACUAAAUUACCAGCAGGUGUAUUUUAUCAGCUUUAUGAUGAUGUAAGUAAUGUGCAGAUGUACUGCAUCUGUAAUCUCAAAUCUGUAUUCUAGUAAUAUACUUUGCAAGAUCAGUGAUUAUUUAAUUUAGAAGACAGACCUAUUCAGUAACAUUUAUUGUAAUUUAUAUCGCUGAACUAAAUUAUUCCCAUAAUUCAAAGGGUCACUUUUCUAAAAUGAAAACUUUGUUCAGAAAUUGUUCUUUCAGAGACUAAAAUCACCUUACAGCUUUUGAAUGGCAAUUUAAGUAAGGUAGUCCUGUAAAAAUGUAAACUACUGUAUACAAGAAACGUACAGAUCUUGAAAUGUAUGUGCGUUCUGUCCUUCAUAGACUCUUCACUUUCAUGGGUGAUCAAAAGCAAAACCUUUUACAGUUUUUAAAGACUCUUUGUACAGGUAAAUGUCUUUGCUGCUUUAGGUGGCACAAAAGAUAGGAGGAGACAGUUCAUGGGGCUGUGACUGAAAGGUUCAGGAGCAACCUCUGAAUUCUGGUGGCAAAGCAGUUCUGAUGGAUUUAGAGGAAAGGGAUUGACUGGCUUAUUCUCCCUCCACACAGUAAGGCUAAAUGUCUGAACUGCCUAAGAUGCCAUGUGUUUGAUCGUGGCCUCAUGGUGAGCAUCCUGGCGGUUUCCUGCAGAAGGAUUAAAGAGUUUUUUUUUUUUUAUUGAGAAAGCAAACAUUCUUGAAUUUUCAAACUGCCUGUUAAUCCAAUGAAGUAUAAAAUCAUUAAGAUCAACAAAUAAGAUAAUAAAUUAUGUAGGUUGAAUUAUUUUGGAGCAUUUUACGUUUGUCAGGGAGAAGAGCUUUACUUGUUCUGUUUUAGUACCUUCAUCUCUAAAGAUGUGUUUUGGUGCAAUAUUGUUGAGCAGUUGGCCACUGCUACUAGUGUUAAUUGGAAACCUCAAUGCCAAGCUAGACCUGCCAAGACUUUUGAUUUUAAACAUCGUAUUGCACUUUUCUAUUUUAAAAAGUCCUAGGAAACAGUAAAGGUGUUGGACAGUGCAGACAGAGAUGUGUUUUAUUUUUUCCAAGAUUUAUACAGAAACACAGGAGGCUACUCUGCAAUUCUUGUUGGCCUUCAGAUAAACUUAGGUUUUUCAUCUGUUUUGAUACAAAAUGAAAUGGUGAAACAUACACAACAUGCUUUACUGUAAUUGUGCUAUACCAUUGACUAAUGAAUAGUUAUUUACUCAUAGUCCUAUGUUGAACUUUAAUCAUUUGUAAACGUUGGUAUAUUUAAGUGUAGUAUUGUUUACUCAUUAUGAAUGUGAAUUAUCAGACUUCAUUCUGAAUGUAACUUAUUGACAAAUUAGAUCUGUGAAAGCUGUUGGCCUAAUCACGGGUAAAAAGAUGUAGUAUCUCUUCUCAAUCAUAAAUCGCUAUCAAACUGGAGCAGAACAUUUAUUAAAGUUAAGUAUAUAUGUUACUUCUAAAAUGUUUUCAUUCAACGUAAUCAGCAAAUAAGGCUACGCUCAGGGUAUUUUGAUGGUUUUAUUUGUAAACUAAGUUUUUUGUAACAAGAGGCACCCUUUGUUUUCAGUGAGUGAUUCUCCUCCUGCCUAACCCAGAUGAAGUGCUUAUGUCAAGAGGGCUGUUUGGGAUGAUUCACCACCAGAUCUUUCAUUCCGGGUCCUCAGUUCAGUUCUAGAACUAAACAGCUGCCUGAACAGCUUCCUUUCCACUUACAGGACCAGCAUUGCUUAUGUGCUGGAAUGGGCUCCCUGGGUUGUUGCUCUCAUUUCUACAUCCCGUGAGACAGGGAGUAUCACCUUUGACUUCCCAAGCUUCAGCUGUCACAAGUAUCAGAGUUCUGUCACUUUCAAACAGGUUUCCCCACAUAGCAGCCAAAUGGCAUUAACCACUACAUCACAAGUUCUCUCUCAUAUUUGAUUUUUGCAGCCCACUUUGUAAAGACAAGGUCCCCUUGCGUAUCACUUUGCCAUAUGGAAGUUGGUGGGAUUUAGAGCUUUCUGCUUGUUAUGGUCCUUAAGGACCUCUAGAGAAGUGUCUGGGGACCAGCAACCCAUAAUUGUAGAAUUAUUAAUUGCACUACAGAGUCAGCUGACUUAAGAAGAGAACAUGUUUCUAUUUUAAGUGUCUAAGGCCUGGUUGUGACAUUUACCCAGGGUACAAUCUGGACUGAUGAACAGCUAUGUCCCCUUCAACCUGGGGUACCUUUUACACUGCUUUGCUGUGAGAGCCACCACUCCUGACCUGCCUACACAGCCUCCAACAUGUAAAUCAUUCCCAGCUAUACUAUAAUAGUCAGCCACCCAUGAAUUACGUUGCGGACAACACCAGCAAACUCCCAGUCCCAGACUUUCCCUCAGAAAUGUGGAUCUUGUACUGCCCAGCACUCUCCUGGACGAUACAAGCUCGUAUAAAGUCCAUCAUUUCAUUAAUAGAAAAUAUGUACAAAUCUUGUUAUAACAAAUAGAGUUUCCCAAACACACUGGUUUACAUAAAACAAGUUUAUUAACUACAGAAAGAUAUUGUAAGAGAUUAGAAAUAAUGAGGCAUAAGUCAAAAUUGGUUACAAAGAAAUAAAGGCAAAAUGCAAACUAAUACCUAACUUAACAAGCUAAGUAAAUACCAGCAAAAGUUGCUCUCACCACAUGCUUUAGCAGUCAUAUGUCUGAAAUCCUUUCAGCCAGGAUCUUUCCCCCAGUUCAAUGUUAAUAUCCUUGUCCUUCAGGUGCUGUUGAUAUUGUGAGUAGACAUGAAGGGAGAGAGAUUUGGGGGCCUCUGUUUCCCUCUCUCUUUCUUUGAAAAUCAUCUCCAGCUACAGUUCAGGAGACAGCAAGUCUGUGGAGAUGGGAACCUCCAGCUGUUUUGUUGCCAAGAUGUAAAUUUUUUACUCACCCUUUUUCCUUCCAAAGAAUGGCCGCUUAACCAGGUGAUAGUCCAUUUGACUUCGCUGACGCCUGGCUGAGGCAGAGACAGUUUGCCUUUCCUCUCUGAGGAAGCUGUUGGUGCCUGCUUUUCUAAGCAUGGAAUAUGUCUCAGUACUGUUAUACAGAGGAAAAUUAUAACUUUACAUACAAUGCUGCCACAUAUAUUUUACCAGGACAAUAAAGAUCAGCACAUUAUGAGUUUUCAAAUGAUGCCUCAAAAGACAUACCUUAUACAAAAUCAUUAUAAUUUUUAAGAAGGAGUGAACAGAGGGAUACAGACUGUCUCACUGGUCUACUAUGUGCUAUUUUGGUUGUGGGUGGUGGUGGUUUUUUUUACUGAAAUAGUUAUACCAGUACAACCACAUUAUACCAAUAUAUCUGCAUCCACACUAAACACUUUUAUACCAGCAUAAUUUAUUCCUCUUUCUGUAUAGGAAUAGUUGUAUCAGUUUAAAGGACUAAGAGCUUGCCUACAUGGUGCAGCAAUAUGCACUAGGUGUGACUUCUUGAGUGCACUAAUGUGUUGCAUGCUAACUGGACUGUGUAGACUCUGCUGGUGCACACUAAAAGUUUCCUAAUGCACUGUUGCACUAUGUUAACAUGUACUUAUAGAACUUUUAGUGCAUGCCAACAGGGUCUGUACGAGUCAGUUAGUACACAAAAUGUUGGUACACUUUAGAAAUCACAUCCCCUAGUGUGCAUUGCCAUGCUGUGUUGAUCUGAUGCUGUGUAGAUUAUACUGAUGAAUGCAGUCAUAGUAGGGAGAUAAUAUCACAUUAGCCAUACUGGUAUAGAUAACGCAGUAUAUAACUUGUGUGUAGACACACCCUAAGAAACUUUAGCAUAAAGCCUGAUGUUAGGAACAGUAAAAAGAAUACUUUUGCUUAGUAUGUGUCCAGUCAUGAUGAUUUCUUUGCAAAAUUGAGGUAAAGCAGAAACACUAGUUCAGUUGUUUUUAUAGAAAAUGUAACUUCAAAAUCACAUAGGCUUAAAGCUUAAUUUUCCAGAAGAAAAAGGUGAUAGAUUACUGCCAAAGAACAGCAGAAGUUGAAACAUGGUACAUGAAAUAAAGGCCUUAAAGUGUAUUCCAUGUUAUCUUUUUGAAUGUAAUUCUUUUAACAAUAUUAAAUGUUAUUUUGAAAUACCUCUUCAAAUGGAA